Messenger RNA from Miscanthus lutarioriparius, 396 nucleotides. The record is from the annotation of a GenBank genome assembly. Lineage: Eukaryota; Viridiplantae; Streptophyta; Magnoliopsida; Poales; Poaceae.
AUGUCCAUGCCACCACCCAUCGUGCCAGGCACAGACAUGUACUACUGCUCCUGGGGGUUCUUCCCAAUGGGAUUCCCUGGUGGCCCUGCAUUCACCGGACCACUCAAUUCGCCGCAGCAGCAGGCACCCGCUGCCCUAGGGUUUUAUCCAAUGGGGCCAUACUUGCCAUUGCCGGGCCCAAGUGGCAUUGUGGAAGGGGAAGGCAAUAAGGCAGUUGAUGCUGGCACUGGCAGUCCUGUCACCCCAACAGCGCCAGCACCAGCACCAGCACCAGCACCAUCGCCAGCGCCGACAGCGGCAACACCAGUGAAGUCCUCACAUGUGAAGGUUGGGGCAAAGAAGCGAGGGCGGCCCAAAGGAAGCAAGAACAAGAAAGUGGUGAUUGAGAUAAAUUAG